Messenger RNA from Rhizoctonia solani, 2268 nucleotides. RefSeq names its product polysaccharide lyase family 8 protein. Gene Ontology annotation, biological process: carbohydrate metabolic process. Bases 1 to 2268 code for a protein of 755 amino acids. Gene Ontology annotation, molecular function: carbohydrate binding; lyase activity. Lineage: Eukaryota; Fungi; Basidiomycota; Agaricomycetes; Cantharellales; Ceratobasidiaceae. The transcript is spliced from 10 exons. The record is from RefSeq and is a predicted model, not a curated record. Gene Ontology annotation, cellular component: extracellular region.
AUGCUGUUUCGUCAACUGCUUGUUGCAGCGGUGGCUGCCCUUAAACUUGAGCUUGCUCGCGGUCAGGCAAGUGACCAGGAUAUCCAAGCGGUAUAUGAGCGUCGAUUGCCUUUUAUUGUGGCAUCGAGUCUGGCGACUCCCCAGUUAGUGGAGGAGCACCUGAAUACACUCAGCGAGAAUGGAACGUGGCCGACUGUUAACUAUGCAACGGGAUGCGAUGCUCAACGAGCCAACUGGCCGGCUGGGAUCCACUGGAAUCGUAUUCUCAUUCUGGCAGCUGCCUACCAUGGCGGAGUUAAUGGGGCCGAACAAUACGUCAAAAACCCUACAGUGCGCGAUGCUCUUUCCCGAGCUAUGGGUUACUGGUUUGCCAACGACUUUGGCACCGUUGCCAAUGGCGCAUGUCUCGAUAGAGGCGGUCAACCUGCCGAAGAAUGUCCAUGUGGAACCCCGGGGCUGUGGAACACCAACUGGUACAGUAACGUUAUCCUCGUUCCUACCCAGGUUGGCAAAACGUGCCUCCUGCUUGGCGACGAGCUCACCCCUACGGAAUAUGGCAAUUGCACAGCUAUUACUACACGCGCAUAUGCACCCUUCUAUCGUAAUCCUCCACCAGGAUUCGUGAGCGGCGCAAACAUUAUCGACAUGGCAUCGAUCGGGAUCUCUGCUGGGCUAUUGGAAAACAACCGUACGGGCAAUGCAUCGCGUAUUAUGGAUGCAUACGAGCGCGUUCACAAUGAGACUGUUGUACAUGAAAAAGAUUUCGUAGAUGGUAUCAAACCCGAUGGUUCAUUCCAACAACAUAUUGGAAUAGUCUACGAUGGAAAUUACGGGAAAGACUUCUCUAAUUCGCUUCUUGAGAUGGAGCUCCAGGCUGCCGAUACAGCGUUCCAACCCAACCAAUCAGUCAAAGACGCAUUCAGCUCUCACAUCGGGGGUGCGCAAUGGAUGACUUUUGCGGAUACCAAGAACAAUACCUUGCAUUGGGACUAUACCGUGAUUGGUCGAAUGAUUGCAUUCGCCAUUGCCGAUGAUCAGGCAAGCGCGAACCUCAAAAUGAAUUUGACGCGUGUUCAAGAACUCGGCGACGCUUGGAACUCGACUGAAUUGCAAAAGUUCGCAACCGAUCUGAGCAAACCUAUCGAGACUGCGAACGCAGGAUUCCUUACGGGUAACCGUAUGUUCUGGAACUCGGACUACAUGGUCCACCGUACAAACCAAACCGUCACCACUCUUCGAAUGCUAUCCAACCGCACCAAAACCUCAGAGUGCGUCAACACCCAAAAUCCAUUUGGUUUCCACCUUUCAGACGGAGCGAUGUAUCAAUAUUCCAACGGCCAAGAGUAUCUCGAUAUGUAUGCCACCUUUGACUGGAACCUCGUCCCGGGCACAACCGUCGAUUACAACGCCACCGUGCUCAACUGCUCGGCUACCGAGAAGGCUGGUGUCACGACCUAUGCGGGAGGUGUUAGUGCAGGUGACGUUGGCGUGGCGGCGAUGGAAUACACCAACCCAACCACCAGAGGGUUGAGUUUCAAGAAGGCUUGGUUCUUUUUCAAGCAUAACGUACAGCAUGUUCUAGUCAACGGGGUUUCGUCGACUUCUUCUGCUCCGGUUUAUUCGGUCCUCGAUCAGCGCUUGCACAAGGGUCCCGUUUAUGUCGAUGGCGAAAAGGUCUCGAGCGGCAACUACUGUGAUGUGGAUAGUAUCUGGCACGCUGGGACUGGGUACAUCUUCCCCGAGUCACAGGGAACUGAGAUCAGGCUCGAAGCAGAAAAAAAGACGGGCAGUUGGAAGAAUAUUGGUACAAGCGUGCAAGGAAAUGUUACCAAGGACAUGUUCUCCGCCUCGAUUGUACACGACCAAGCGAAUCUGGGCACGCCGAUCGAACAAGCCGAGUGGGCUGCACCCCGGACAAUUAUCAACGAUGGUACUGUGAGCGCCGCGAUCGACUACGAGUCCCGCACGCUCGGUGCCGCAUUCUGGAACGUCGGCGGAGGAUCGGUUCGGGUACCCGAGAUGGGCUUGACGGUUUACGCUGACCGGCCGCUCACGCUCGUUCUCAAGCUCACCAGCAAGGAGAAACACAGCGGGAGCGUUUCCAUCGCGGAUCCCACGCAUGGGUCUGGUCCUACGCGUGUGAGACUGGUCUGGUCUACCACGACCACGACCACGCCAAAGUCAUCCGGAAUGCAAGCGUAUGCUCGGUCAUGCCGGGUCAAGACGCAACACGGGGUCGCACAGAUGCACAAGGCAUACGACGACUAA